This is a messenger RNA of Symbiodinium sp. CCMP2592, 2967 nucleotides long. The record is from the annotation of a GenBank genome assembly. Lineage: Eukaryota; Dinophyceae; Suessiales; Symbiodiniaceae.
AUGUGUUUGAAGGAGAAGAAAAAGCAGCAGGAAGUUGAGGUUCCUGCCGAAGACAGUGCCAGGAGAACAGCGUCAUCCUUUUGUAUGGGUGUGUGCAAGACGGAAGAAUCACCGAUGCCAUCACCCGAGUGCUAUGAAGCCGAAGCAGCUUCUGAAGAGGAGUCCGUCCUGCCCCAGUUGCCCUCUGUGGGCUCAGCACAUCAUAAGUUGGGCAGCUGCCAACCUUGUGCUUGGUUUUGGAAGCCACAGGGGUGCCUGAAUGGAGCUGCAUGCUUGCGAUGCCACUUGUGCCCAGCUGGAGAGAUCAAGCGGCGCAAAGGCGAGCUGAAGCAGAAGAAAGCACAAGCAGCCGAAGCUGCCAGCGUAGACGACCCAGCCACCCAGUUGUGUGACGGCGGUCCCACCGUGCCACCACCACCAUCAGCUCCAUGCCUCAACCUAACGGAUGUGGGGCUUCCACCAGCACCCUCCUGGACAGCGUCGGAUGCAAUCGACGCUUUGCCUUCAAUCGGCUCUCGGCUGCACGGCAGCGGCCAGUGCAAGCCGUGUGCAUGGUUCUGGAAAGCGGAGGGUUGUAGGAACGAAGCAGCUUGCGGCCACUGCCAUCUCUGUCCUUUGGGUGAAGCGAAAGCCCGGAAGCAGGCCAAGCUGGCCAUGAUCCGAGCCAAAGCCCAGGGAGAUGAAGAGCUCAAGCCAGAAAAUGGGCACUUGGGCCUGGGGCCCCAGGGGGGCCUGGGAGCCUCGGAGGUCAGACCCAUUGUAUUAACGCCAGCCCCAGCCUUGCUCUUUAACGUUUGCGAAGUGGCCCCGCAGCAGAGCAACCCAGCGCAGUUGCAGUCUUUAUCCUUCUUCCCGGGACAACCUAUGCAGUCCACAACAGUGCAACCACCCCAGCAAGUGCAAGUCCGUGUCCAACCUCAGUGUCACCAAGCCCCAGUUCCAUCCAUUCCACCGGUCCCACCCGUUCCCCAGUAUUGCUCUGCCCAGCUUGGACAGCAUCAGAACCUGCAGAGGCCCGUGCUUUUGGGCAACCCGCUGCCUGCUUUCCAACCGGCACAAAGCAUUGGAGGUUUGUGCAGCAGAAGUGGUCCUGACGGUUUGAAGUGUGUCCCGUACGAAGCGGGAGAACGGCGACAUCUUCCGCAAGAAUUCCCUUUGGGGAUUCUGCCCAGCGUGCCGCUUUAUCACCAGCCAGUUCACCCACCGAUGCAAGCGCUCCCAGCAGCCUUGCCAUCAGUUGGCUCUGCAUUGCAUGCAGAGGGAAAGUGCUCGCCGUGUGCAUGGUUUUGGAAGCCGCAGGGUUGUCGGCAUGGGGCCGGCUGUGGCCGAUGCCAUCUAUGUCCUGCUGGCGAAAUCAAGCAGCGCAAGAAGAGCAAGGCAUCCAAGGAUGUUGCAUCAGAUCCCUUGUGCUUUCCGGCUUCGCCCUUGAUCCUGGACUACCGACCUCCUUUAAAGAGGGUGAAGCGUAGCAUGGGGCACGAGAAAAUGGCUUCGUUGCAUCUCGGGCCUGAGUGUACACAGGAGGCGAAUGACUCAGUCUGCCUCUACAUGCCGCCAACGCCUGCCACUUGCGUGCCGCCCAGUGACGAGGAGACCGGCGAUGCAGACCAUGCUGCUGCCAGCUCGAGUACCCUUCCGUCCAAGGGAUCUUUGCUGCAUGGCACCGGCAACUGCAAACCUUGCGCUUGGAUGUGGAAAUCACAAGGCUGCCUGAACGGAGCCCUCUGCCUGCGGUGCCACCUGUGCCCUGCUGGAGAGAUAAAGAGGCGCAAGAAGGAGCAGCUGAAGAGGCUCACAGUUCCAAGGUGCAAAGACAAAGGCGAAGAGGAGGAGGACGAGGAGGAGGAAGAGGAGCAGGAGACAGCCAAUGCACUCAACGUGCUUCAGAUGGGAUCGAGCUCUUCGGUGAUCACUCCGUUGCUUUCGGCAACCUCACUGCCUCCGGUGCCGCCCCCUUUGUCGUCCCCCUCCGUGAACUUCCUCGAAGACGUCUUGCCACCUGCUCCGACCUGGGAAACCUUGAAGGAACAGGAGCCCCUGGCCUCCGUAGGUUCUGCUCUUCACGGAACAGGGAACUGCAAGCCUUGCGCAUGGUUCUGGAAACCGCAGGGCUGCCGGAAUGGAAGAGAUUGCGGGCACUGCCAUGUAUGCCCGCCUGGCGAGUCCAAGAUGAGAAGGCAGGUGAAGCUGGCGGCCCUUCGUGCGCAAGAGCCAGGGCCACAAGACGGAGAGGAAGUGGGCUCCGGCUCUGUUGAAGCCUUGCCUGAGCUCACGUGGAGGCCCCCGCCCGGCCUGGAGCUUGAACAGCCCCUGCCCCCGUGCCCGCCGCCAUCCAUGCCUCCAAGCUUGCCAAGCUUGCCUGAGCCUUUGGAUUUCUGGUGCAAGGCCAAGACGGGUGCAAGGACGGCAGGCAUCGUGCUGCAGCCGAUCGAGCGGCCCCCGGAGCAACUCGAAGGAGCCAUCGAUGCUCCGUCGCUAACCGAAACCGAGACCCGGGCCCCCGUGAUCGACUGGAGUUUACCCCUUCCAGACUCUCCAAAGUCCUGGAAGCCUCUGCCUCCGACAUUUCUGGGCAAAAGCUUCGGAGAGCGUCAGCUGUGGACUGACCACAUUGGCCAGAAGCUUGACAAGGCUCUUGACAAGCCCGAGGAUCCUAGUGAAGAGAGUGGUGUAAAGCGAACCUCUACCCUACGGCUGCCAGCUUUGGAUGGCUCCUGCCCACGAGUUCACUCUGGAGUAGCACUUGAACGUUUGCCCUCACAAGAUCUCGGUGCUCUGCAGGCAGAUGACUUGGCUGACCUACCGUCCGUGGGAUCCGUGCUGCAUGCGAAAGGUUGCUGCAGUCCGUGUGCCUGGGUCUGGAAGCCGCAGGGAUGCCACAACGGAAGAAACUGCGGUCGUUGCCAUUUGUGCCCACCAGGCAGUUUGAAACGUGAGCCGGGCAAUGGGGAUAGGGAUAUGGCAUAA